CGGCUGACAGAGGCGCGGCGCGCGGCCCCCGAGCGCGCUAACGCGGUCCCCGCCGGAGCCGCGGCGUCCCCGGUGCGGCCCUCGGCCCCGCUCCCGACCCCGCAUCCCGCCGGCCCCAGGAUGGGCGCGCGCGCCUCGGGCGGGCCCCGGGCCCGGCCCGGGCUCCUGCUGCUUCUCCUGCUGCUGCUGCUCGGGCUCCUGGCCCCGGGCGCGCAGGGGGCGCGGGGCCGCGGCGGCGCCGAGAAGAACAGCUACCGCCGCACGGUCAACACCUUCUCGCAGAGCGUCAGCAGCCUGUUCGGCGAGGACAACGUGCGCGCCGCUCACAAGUUCCUGACCAGGCUGACCGAGAGGUUCGUGCUGGGGGUGGACAUGUUCAUCGAAACACUGUGGAAAGUUUGGAUGGAGCUCUUGGAUGUUCUUGGACUUGAUGUGUCGAACCUGUCCCAGUAUUUCAGCCCGGCCUCGGUGGCCAACAGCCCGGCCCGCGCCCUCUUGCUGGUGGGCGUCGUCCUCCUGGCCUACUGGUUCCUGUCUCUGACGCUGGGCUUCACCUUCAGCCUGCUGCACGUGGUGUUCGGCCGCUUCUUCUGGAUCGCCCGGGUCAUCCUGUUUUCCAUGUCCUGCGUCUACGUCCUGCACAAGUACGAGGGGGAGCCGGAGAACGCAGUCCUGCCCCUGUGCUUCGUGGUGGCCAUCUACUUCAUGACCGGGCCCAUGGGCUUCUACUGGCGCAGCAGCCCCAGUGGCCCCAGCGUGGAGGAGAAGCUGGAGCACCUGGAGAACCAGGUCAGACUGCUCAACAUCCGCCUCAACAAAGUGCUGGAGAGUCUCGACCGCACCAACGGCAAGUGACAAUCAGCCAGCCGGCCGGGUCCCCCCGUACCAGCGCCCUGCCUCAGAAAGCAAAAAAGAAGAAGGAAGAAAAGAAUGGCCAAGCCCAAGCAGUCCUAAUAAACAUUCCCGAGCAGGAAGCGGGGCGCUUUGCGAGGGUAUUUCCGGCCACGUGUCAGCCCCUAGGGACACGUUCCCAGAGGAAUGACAGGAUUGUUUACGCGGAACUACCCGCGAAGGGUCGUUAGUGGGGGGAAGAAAUAUUUUUUAAAACAAAGGAUAUAACCAUAUUAGCUGUAUGGUAAGAGUUUAUCUGUGCAUAGUGCAUAAAGUUAAUUUUUUCAAGCACUUAAAUACAUCUUUUGUAAGGUUUUUUAAUAAAGGCAGAUCGAGUCAAGUUUGAUAAAACUCUACACUGAGGGGGAGAAUAUGCUAAUCGGACAUUUUAGACGAAGAGUUCCAGCGCCACUGUUUGUCGUCACGGCAUAGGGAUUGGUGGGUGAGGUCUGUGUGCGUUCUUCUCAUGCUCCAAAACCGUGAACUUCGUUUUAUGUCACUUUUGGUUGACGGUGACUCAGCUGAUGGAUGUCGUUGUUUCUGGAUGUGGGUGGUUGGGGUCCAGGACGAAACUAAACAUCUUCUGGGUCCUCGUGACCCCAGCCAGGCCCCCGUCAAUUAUAUUUCUAAGUGGAGAAAGAGAUCGUUAUCCAUAGAAAACCCGA
This is a messenger RNA of Acinonyx jubatus (cheetah), 1556 nucleotides long. RefSeq names its product BRI3 binding protein (gene BRI3BP). The record is from RefSeq and is a predicted model, not a curated record. Gene Ontology annotation, cellular component: mitochondrion. Bases 121 to 855 code for a protein of 244 amino acids. NCBI's taxonomy places the organism in Eukaryota, Metazoa, Chordata, Mammalia, Carnivora, Felidae. The transcript has 3 exons.